This is a messenger RNA of Aspergillus homomorphus CBS 101889, 1398 nucleotides long. RefSeq lists its product as uncharacterized. The record is from RefSeq and is a predicted model, not a curated record. Bases 1 to 1398 code for a protein of 465 amino acids. The transcript is spliced from 2 exons. NCBI's taxonomy places the organism in Eukaryota, Fungi, Ascomycota, Eurotiomycetes, Eurotiales, Aspergillaceae.
AUGGAGAUCGACCCGCGUUCUUCGGAAGAUAUCGAGAUGACAAACACCUUCAUGAUCAUCUCGGACUCAAUCAAAGAGAAAGACGUCUCAUACUGGUCGUCCUACCCUUCUGCAUCAGAUUCGAGAAAGGAUGAAGAUCCAUCCUAUAUUAUACACGGCCUUCCAAUUUUAGCGGAGGACUUUUGCUCAUACGCACUGCCACUUGCCAAACGGGACCCCUUGCGAACAAACUGCAGUCAACCCAGGCAGCCUAUUCAUACCAUAGAAGCACCACCCGGGACAAUUGUGACCUUCCCCCCAGCGACGUGCGCAGACGAUGAUCCCAUCGCUAUUGCGUAUUUGGACUCGGAAGAUACCCCGAGAGACAAUCUCGUCGCACAUUGUGACCAACCCAGUGAGAAAUUGUGGAGCUGCCAUUGCGGUGGAGCCUUGCUUCAGGACCCUGAGCCGACGAACAACAGUAUCACUGAAGUCUCGCUUUCGAAAGUCGAAUGGUCACCAGAUCAUAACUCUGCUACAACAUUCGACAGUGGCUUCCAAGGUGCAGAGAGCACAAGCGAUGCCAGCAGCCCCAUUACUUGGCCCAUACCCGAAGCCCCAGCUACAUGUGCGGCACACUGCAUGGAUGUCAACCGCAGUGUAGGUGCAUUCGCCGCACCAUGUCUGUCCAGUACAAGCUUUUCAUGUAAUGGUGACUUGGGUAGCGCCUUCGACCAGCUGAUUUCCAUGUCGGAUCACUCCGACGACAGCUUUCAGUCCAGCCCUGUCAGGCUGUCUGAUACUCCGGACUCGUUAGCUGGAGUAUAUACAGGGAAGUUCGGCUUUCCCCAGUUAGUCUUGGGCCAAGGCAGACAGAUAUCGAGUCAGGGGCCAACCGAUUUUCAGUCAGUCUCCACAUAUUCUCAAUACAGAGACACUCUUACCUUCGUCCCUCCGCUCCCGCCGCUGCUGCCCAUCGAUACAACGACCACUGUUGAUGUAGAAGCACUCAAAAAACCCACUGGCGCUUCCGAGCUGAAGAACGAUCUCCUUAUUCAAUACAAGCAACGAGGCUGGUCUUACAAGGCCAUAAAGGAAGCUUGCAAGUUCAAGGAGGCUGAAUCGACGCUACGGGGCAGAUAUCGUACUCUGACCAAGCCCAAAGGCUCGCGUGUGAGGAAGCCGCAGUGGCUCGAAAAAGAUAUCGAACUUCUUUGUGAAGCCGUGUCGUGUUUGGCAUACGGCGGCAGGCAGGCGUGUCCUUACCUCUGUGAUUAUCGAUCUCGAAGUACCAUCCUACCGCCCAAAGUGUCAUGGAAGAACGUUGCUCGCUAUAUAUACGAUAACGGAGGCUCGUAUCUGUUUGGGAACGCCACGUGCAAGAAGAAAUGGUGUGAGGUGCAUAGUGUGAUCUCUUGA